Molecule: messenger RNA, 3199 nt
Organism: Trichosurus vulpecula (common brushtail)
Lineage: Eukaryota; Metazoa; Chordata; Mammalia; Diprotodontia; Phalangeridae
Product: E3 ubiquitin-protein ligase DTX3L-like
Exons: 1
Coding region: 28-2307 (759 amino acids)
Biological process (GO): protein ubiquitination; Notch signaling pathway
Molecular function (GO): metal ion binding
Source: RefSeq, a predicted model, not a curated record
CGACUCACAAGUCCCUACCCUGCCCUGAUGGCCACUGGAAGCACUGCCCACAGCCCACUGUACCGGCUCCUAGUCCGGGUGUCUGAGAGCUACCCUAGAAUGGAGAGGAAGCUACAAAAGUAUUUCCAGAACCCAUGGAGGUCCGGAGGAGGAAAAUGCAAGGUCAAACCUGGUCCCCGUGAAGGCACUUUCUGGGUAGAGUUUUAUAAAAGACAAGCCAAGGAAGGUGUGAUAGCAAGGAGAGAUCACACUGUAGCAGUCACUGAUACAUCACAUGUGGACGUCUUCAUAGAAGCAAAUGAAGACCCAGGAGAGAACACUACUUUGGAGGUAAACCAGCUUUCCUCUCAGACUCAGUCACUCCCAAAGGGAUCUCCAGGUGAGAAGAACCCAGAUGCAGGAGGUACUGCUAGGUCCUCUAAUUCCAUCAUUCAAAAGAUAUUUCUCUAUGUGGAGGCCCAACUGAACUUCAAGCUUUCUGAAGAGCAAAGGGAGAAGAUUUUUAACCUCUGCCCAAAUCUCAGAAUAGAGGGAGGCCAUGAUGGACCUGAGAAAGUGAUUGGUGACUACGAAGAUAUUGAAAAAACUUAUCAGUUCUUAAGUGAGAGCAUCCUGGGAAACAACCAGAAAGAGGACUUUUCCAACUCAGCCUCAGCAAGAGAAAUUGAGCAAGUUAUGCCAAAUGACUGUGACAGUCCUAUUCUUCACUCAAAUCUUAAACACAUGACAGAAGAAGAGUCAGACCUUAUCUCGAUUCCUUCCUAUUUGUAUGAAUAUUUCAAGUAUUUCUUUGCUGAAACUCUGGACAGAAUUGAAAGUGAGCAUCAAGUACGUAUUACAAGUAAUUUGGCAUAUCCUACGGGCAAUGUGUAUUUAGACUUUGAGACAAGCAAGUCAGAGGACAGGAAAGCGGCUCAAGAAGCUUUUACCAGAGCAUUUCAGAGGGAAAUCCAGAAUGUGACCCGUCAGGAUAUUCAUUUCACAGAUAAUGAGCUGGCUCAUGACGUCCAAAAAACACUGACUGACAUGUUUCAAAACCUCCAUAUUAAAGCUGAAGGAAAAGUCUUAAUCCUCUGGGGAAACCCAAAGGAUAUUUCAGAAGCUAAACAUUACAUUGAAGCAAACUUCUUCCAUGAGAAAAAUGAUGUGAAAAUGAUGGUUUCCCGAAACACAACGAAGAAUGGAAUUGAGAUUGAUACCACUCACUUGCGUUUUCUGCACCAAGAAAUCACAGAAAUUGAGAAAACAUAUGACACAGCAGCAGAACUGGUGAACAAUCUCCAAACUCGGAAAACCCUCAUCAUAUUUAAACCAAAAGACAAAAACUUAGACCUCUCUGAGCAUGCUUAUGAAGAUUUCAUUUAUGUCUUUCAGAUGCUCUUACCUCAGAUUGUGAAGGAGGUAGUGAUCCUGAAACCAUUAGAUGAAGAGAGAAAAUGUUGGCCUGAAAAGACAUUCUUUGAAGACUUUGAAAGAAAGCACCCCUAUGUAAACUUGGAGUGGAAUGAACAAGAACUGACAUUGACUGGAUUGCCCAAGUACCUUGCAGAAGCAGUGAAAUAUGUUAAGAGAUACUUCGGUAUUGAAAGUCCUACCCAGCAGAGACAAGGGGCUUCUCUCUCCCUUGGAGCAAAUUGGAAUAGAGACCCCAGAUCUCCCUUGGAACAAAAUUGUGAUGAUUUCAACAUGGCUUUGGCUUCCUUCAAGGGAUUGCCUAGCUGGUGGGACCUAGGAAAAGAGGAGGAGGAAGAAGAAGAAGAGAUAUGUGUCAUCUGUAUGGAAAGAAUUUUCCAGAAAGAAGUCCUCCCAAAGUGCAAGCAUGCAUUCUGUGGUCCUUGUAUCAGAGAGGCCAUGAAAUGUAGGCCAGUGUGCCCUGUGUGCAAAACUUCCUAUGGUAUCGUGAAAGGGAAUCAGCCAGAUGGAACAAUGACAACCUCUUACAGAACAUCUUCACUUCCGGGUUAUAAUUCCUGUGGCACUAUUGUGAUUCAUUAUGACAUGUGGGGAGGCAUACAGACAGAAGAUCAUCCCAACCCAGGAAAGCGCUAUGAAGGAACAAGACGUUUGGCAUACUUGCCAAAUAAUGAAGAAGGACGUCAGGUUUUGCUUCUCCUCAGAAGAGCUUUUGACCAAAGGCUGAUUUUCACAGUAGGACAGUCUCAGGCAUCAGGAAUCAAGGAUGUGAUCACUUGGAAUGGUAUUCACCACAAAACUCUCCAAUUCGGCGGGCCAGAAAACUUUGGUUACCCUGAUCCCAGCUAUCUGCAGCGAGUCAAGCUGGAGCUGAAGGCAAAAGGAAUUGAGUAAGAGUGCUGAAAGCUUCAAGGAUUCCUUGGGAGCUGGGCUUGUGAAAGCUGUAGCUGUGGAAAGGAAUCAAAGUGAUCAUUAAAAUACAUGUGUGUAGGCACCAUUUAGAGAAAAAUAAAGGAAUUUGAGAAGAAAUUAGUUUGUUUAGGGGUGAGUGGGAUGAACUGUGAUCUGCUAACCUGUCUAAUAUCUUGGAGUUUUUUACUUCUUAUUAGACAAAUGGAGAGCCUGGUAGGAAUGUAAAUAUUGCUCUAGUGACAACCCAAAGCAUAUUUCUCAUUGCUUUCCUGCCUUUCUCCAGUUUGCUGUCACCAGAGAUGCUGGAGUUAAGGAAUCUUCCAUUGUACCACUUGCACAAGGUGAUGAUGGACCCUCCGGUCCAUUCACAGUAUUUGUCAUAAGUUGUUCAGAAUUCACCAGACCUUGCUCUCUUCUAACUGGAAUGGUAACCAGGAACAUGAAAAAGUUUGAAAGACAUCUUGAAGAAAAUUAUAGUUUCAAAAUACUUUCAUGAGUCCUUCACUUCAGAAAGAAACCAUCCAUCUUUGGGGCUCUGGCAAAUUUAAUGUAAAAUUAGGAGUGGGGAAAGAUAUUUCUGUCUUCAGUCAAGUCCAGUGACUUCCAAUCAUCUUCAGGAACAAAUGGAAAUGCCUCUGUUUGGCAUUCAAAGCCCUUCGCAACCUUGCCACUCCCUUUAUUUUCCCAACGUGUACUCUGUAAUUUAGUGAUACUGGCCUUCUUGGCAUUCCUUGUGCAAGAAACUCCAUCUCUCUGGAUUGUGCAUUUUCACUGGAUAUCGACCAUACCUGGAAUUCUUUCCCUCCACAUUUCCACUGACCAGCUUCCCUGACUUAUUUCAGGUCCUACCUAAAAUUCCACCUUCUACAUGAAG